Phytophthora nicotianae INRA-310 is the source of this 906-nucleotide messenger RNA. RefSeq lists its product as hypothetical. Lineage: Eukaryota; Oomycota; Peronosporomycetes; Peronosporales; Peronosporaceae. The transcript has a single exon. The coding region runs from base 1 to 906 and encodes 301 amino acids. The record is from RefSeq and is a predicted model, not a curated record.
AUGACGCGGGCGAACUUAGCAGGACGGCUCCUUCGCUGGUCCUUGACCUUGCAGGAAUAUGACUUCGGAAUUGAAUAUCGCCCUGGAUCAACGAAUGUGGUGGCAGACGCCUUAUCACGGGCUCCGGAAGCUGUAAGGGCAGAGGUACGCCCGAGAGAAGGUCGAGCGAUACCCAGAGCGAACAACGGCGGCGCGAGGACGAACGGUGCAAUGCGAAUACGGGUGGCGGAAGCGAACCCGGCUAGUACGACAACGAAUACGGGUACUGUCGCGAUGAUGGAAGCUGGACCAGCGACAGCAGUAGCAUUGGGCGAGGCAGCAACGACAACACCGGCAUUGUCAACUGCGGUACCGGCACCUGACCCAACGACGGAGACAAACGACUGGACGAUGGUGGCGGGAGUGACGGACAGUACGGCAACGGGUGUGAACGCGCAGGAUGACGCUGAUCCGGAGACGGCCACACCGGCGGCAUCGAGAAUGGCGGCGACGGAGAACCGGGUUACGACUGGUGCAACGGGCGACACGGCAGUUGAGACGGUAAUGGCGACUGACCAGACGCCAAUGCGACGAGAGAGACGCACCAAGAAAACGGCGGGAUCAGCCACACGGCGCAGUGCCCGACUUCGUGAGCAAGGGCAGAAGCGGGUACGGUUCAUGGACGAGCAAGAACCUACCGUGGUGGUGGCCUCGACGACGAGCGGCGAUGCGCCAGUGGUUGACGACUUGGUAGUUCCGGCAACGACGGGGCGCACCAGCGGAGAGCAAACGACACCCGGAAUGGCGACAGUGGCGGCGCGGAGCAAUGGAGCAGCAACUGUGACAGUAGGCCCUGCAACGGCACUACCAACCAGUAGUACGACGGCACUCCGAGCGACGACAGCGACACCUGCGAAUGGUGCCUAG